CACAAGAAGUGCCAAGAUUUCUAACAGAGACAGAGUCACCAUUAAAGUAAAGUGCUACGAGGUGUACAAGAAAUUUAAUGUGCGUUUUCAACUUUUGCUCUUCUUUUAUUUGCUACGAAAGCCUACGAUCAUACAUACCAAGUAUAAUCAAACCAUGAUGAAACUGGGUUAAUCCUGAUAACAAGAUCGUAAAAAAUCCACUCGGUGCACCUUUCCACAGCGAGUCUGCGGCAGACAAACGCAUCGAAUUGUGCGCCGCAGUUGCCAAGCCGAUGGAGUCUGACCACGCUCUACAUGAAAAAAUUCGCUAUAACAUGCAAGACGCAAAGGCCAUGUGUGACUUCCACAGUUCUACUGCUCGUUUAUCAUAAUGUCCGCUCCCGUCUGAAUUAUGCACUCUGCUCGCUCCCAUAUUCAUCAUUCGUUGCCCUGCACUCCUCGGCCGUCAAUGUACUCACAACCCGUCUGAUCGUCAACAAUGGACCACAAAAAGGACAAAGCCAAAACCAGCAAAGACCCCGCCGCCGCCACCCCUGGGAAUGCGCCAGCCACGCAGCCGACAGUGGCCAACCAGGCGGCCACUGCCGGCACCGUCCGCGUCCCCCUUCCUAACAUCGACGCCAUCGUGGAGCAGCCACCACGUCGGCGCUCCUCCAUUCUAGCCACCAACUCCCCCAACGCCCUGGAUCUGCAGAGGAUCGGGCGGGUGGUGGACGCCAAAGACCCCAAGGAGCGCGAGUACCGUUUCAUUGCCAAGUGCCGCGCUUGUUGCAAUGUGUACGAUCUGGCUGAUAUGGCCCGGGAUAUCACGGCCAAGGAACUAAAGCGCGCCACCUUGCAGGAACUGUGUGAUCUUCUGCGUUCCACGCGGGGAUUAUUAACGGAGGCUUUGUACCCAGAGAUCAUCCACUUGGUGGCCAUAAACGCUUUCCGAGCGCUACCACCAUUAAAUCAGAACAUCAUUCCGGAAUUCGAUCCGGUGGCGGAAGCCGAAGAGCCCACGCUGGAGGUGGCCUGGCCACACCUCCAGCUGGUGUACAAUGUCUUCCUCAAUAUGUUGGAGUCCUCGGAUUUCAACGCACAGCUCGCCGUCAGGUACAUCGACCACACCUUUGUCAUUCAGCUGUUGAAUCUCUUCGACAGCGAAGAUCCUCGAGAGCGGGAUCUCUUGAAGGCCAUUGUGCACCGGAUGUACGGCAAAUUUCUCAUGCUACGCACGUACAUCAGGAAGCAGUUCAACCAUAUUUUCUACCGGGUCAUCUAUGAGGUCGGUCGUCAUCAUGGCUUGGCGGAAAUUUUGGAGAUCUUGGGGAGCAUUAUCAACGGGUUUGCGGUGCCUCUGCGGGAAGAGCACCGUGUAUUUUUGUUCAAGGUGCUAUUGCCGUUGCACAAAGUGGCCGGAUUAGUGCAGUUCCACCCACAACUGGCCUACUGCACGGUGCAGUACCUGGAAAAGGAGCCCGGCCUCACCACUGAUCUUUUGCUGCUGUUCCUGCGCUUCUGGCCCAAGACGGACGGUGCCAAAGAGGUGAUGUUCCUUAACGAGCUGGAAGAGCUGCUGGACGUUAUGGAGCCAGAGCAGUUCAGCAAGGUGAUGGUGCCCGUGUUCCGGCAGAUCGCCAAGAGCGCCGCCAGCCCGCACUUCCAAAUUGGGGAACGAGCGCUCUUCUUCUUCGGGAACGAUUACAUUCUCGGACUCCUAAAGGACCAUGCGGCGGUCUUGUAUCCCAUACUGUAUCCUGUGUUGUUCAAGAUCACGACGGGGCACUGGAACCGGUCUAUACACAGUCUCGCCUAUCAUGCACUGAAGGUUAUGAUGGAUAUGGAUCAGAGGAUGUUUGAUCUGUGCAUUUUAAAUCACUCGAGCAAACAAACCGACGAGCGGGACAUGGCCGAGAAGCGGCGCCAUUUCGACCUGAUGGUCAGUCUGCAUAAAGCCGCCGAAAAGUCCCCGCUAUUCCGUGCCUUGGCGCCGUCGCUACGCAUCCGCCCGCCCGACAUGGAGGACUACCUGGACGCACGCAACAUUUCCAUGAAAUAUGAGAACUGGAAGGUCACAGCCGAAGAACUGAAAGCCCGCGAGGCCCAGACCCAGAGCCACCGGCCGUCCUCUGAUAAAAACGACGUCCUUGGCAUCCGCCGCCGCUCCCUGUCGUCAGCACCCAGCAUCAUGCCACAGCCCCCCGCCGCCCCGGCGACCGUGUCGGCACAGACAUCCAAGUCGGUGGGCAAUGUUCCAUCAAAUCGUUCACUGUCCACAGUAAAGGGGACGGCGUCUACCUCCAGCACGAGCAGUAAGACCGGGGAAGGUUUAUCGGCGGGGACCAGGAAGAAAAAGUCUAUUUGAGCGUAGAAUUUUGGGUUGUUCUGUUGUCUGCUUAGUGUGUGAGUGUAAGUCUUUGCUGUGCUGAUGCUGAUGGAUCACGAAAUCUGCGGUAUCAUACCUGCUGCGCAUGACCUGUGCAUAUGCAACAGAUUUGAUACUUUUUUUAGUAAUGGCUCAUGCGUAACAGUACACCGGUUUGUACACAAUAAUAUUAAUAAAAUGGCCGGGAUGCCAAAUGAA
This is a messenger RNA of Paramacrobiotus metropolitanus, 2566 nucleotides long. RefSeq names its product serine/threonine-protein phosphatase 2A 56 kDa regulatory subunit epsilon isoform-like. The coding region runs from base 479 to 2347 and encodes 622 amino acids. Gene Ontology annotation, cellular component: cytosol; nucleus; protein phosphatase type 2A complex. NCBI's taxonomy places the organism in Eukaryota, Metazoa, Tardigrada, Eutardigrada, Parachela, Macrobiotidae. The record is from RefSeq and is a predicted model, not a curated record. Gene Ontology annotation, molecular function: protein phosphatase activator activity. The transcript has 4 exons. Gene Ontology annotation, biological process: protein dephosphorylation; signal transduction.